AUGGUUCCUUCGCCGCCCAGACUGCGGAUCCUAUCAGUUGGAGGCAAUGCAAUCUCGGCUUUUCUCUCGUGGCGGCUUCAGGCCACAAAAUCGUGUGAUGUGACUCUUGUAUGGAAGUCAGGCUUUGAUGCUGUCUCACAAUAUGGUAUCACUUUCAGGUCCAAAGUGUUUGGUAUUGAACGCUUCAAACCUUUCCAGGUUGUCCGCAGCCCAGACGAAAUAGUCUCACCAGACCAUCCCUUCGACUACGUUAUUCUUUGCCUGAAAGCUCUACCAGAUGUCUACGACCUUGCCUCUGUUAUUGAGUCAGUCGUCACUCCCCAACACACUUGUAUAUUAGUCAACACCACCAGUACACUAGGAGUCGAAGCUCAUUUGGAGCACCGCUUUCCUACAAACGUUGUCCUCUCUCUGGUGUCCGGGAUCGAAAUCAACCAGACGGGCACUAGCGAAUUCGAGCAUGCUGCGUCAACGAAUGUCUGGGUUGGGCCCGCCACAAAAAAUGCCAUGAUCCCCUCGUCAAUUCAAACAGACAUGGCUGUGGCAUUGGCUAUUACACUGGGCACAGGCCAGGUGGACUGCAAGGUAUCAGAAAAUAUAAGGCAGGAGCAAUAUGAUCGCAUGAUUGGGCCUAUCUCUUUCCAUCCGGCUAGCGUGAUAUUCGAUUGUCCAAAACACGCGGAUCUGUUAGAGAAAAUUGGACUUCGCCAAUUGGUUUCAGACGUUAUUGACGAGCUCGUCAGUCUAGCCAAUUCUCAAGGUUGCACAUUUUCCGAAAAGUUCAAGGAAUCAACAAUCGAGAAAAUGAUCACUCCGUCAGAGUGUUCAAGUAUUAUGUACCAAGAUUUCCAAGCUAGGCGUCCAAUGGAAAUAGAAACAUUCUUGGGAUCCCCGAUAAAACUUGCCAUGGAAACUGGAAUUAAAGUUCCUCGAAUCGAAACGCUAUAUGCCAUGCUUCACCACAUUAACACCGUUAAUCAGACAAAGCAACAACAGGAUGCGGCAUCACCCAACGCCAUGCACCCACCCCCUCGAAUUUCGUCCGCAGCGCAUCCCCCCCGACCCCCAUUGAAUGGAGUGCGUGGUGGUAGAAUUGGGCCUGGCCCUGAUGGGGGAAUGCCCUUACCUAGACGUGGCCCUCCCCCGAUGGGUUCCCAUCCCAAGCCACCUCCCAAUGGACACCCUCCGAGAGGCCCACCCCCAGUGCAGCGGGAAACAUCAGAAGAAAAUAACUUGGAGGAAUUCAGUCACCUUAUUCUUUACGAUGACGUGGUAGAGGACGGCGCGCAGAAUGGUGGGUAUGCUCCCGUGUCAAAUGGAGGCACUUCCGCUGCGGACCUAGCCCUCAGGGAGCGUGAGCUAGCCCUCCGACAACGUGAACUACAAUUGCGAGAACAGGAAAUGAGUCUGAAAAGAGGCAGACGACGAACAUCAGCCGGACGUGAUGCUUUCGACGACAUGGAUGAUGAUGAUUAUUUUGACCCCAUGGAUUGUGGCCCGCCUAUGCCGCAAAUUGACCCUGACAAUUUUGAUAUGAUGAGUAUUACCUCUCGUAGAAAUCGGAAAGUACCCAAUGCAAGUCAGUUCCGCAAGAACCCGGAGAUGGGUGGUGGCCCUCCCUCUAGGCCCCCGUCGGCUUUUAGCAGGCAGUUUGCUGGUGGCCGUAUGAGUGGUGGAGGGAGAAAUCGUGCUAGCUCUCGGCUUCUGGACGAGAUUCCUGGGAUGCAUGAUUCCCUGUUGAAUAACCCCAUGAUGGGCUAUUCUUCCAAUCGAUAUGGAAAUGUUGACAGGAAAGAGAUGCGGGAUGAAUCGAGAGCAAACUCACUGACCGCCAGCCGCAUCAAUGACUUAGGACAGGGCAACUUCCACCCAAGCAGACGACCCAGUCAGUCUCCUGGAACUUCUUUCCACCCUGCCGGACGUGGUAUGGGGCGCCCUUCACCAGGUCAUGAUCCGUAUAACGGGCAGCCACUUAUGAUGUCACCAGGAGGAAGACCGUCCCCUGGAAUGAUGAAAGCACCGGUCCCGAAGUAUCCUCCGGGACAGGGAAAUGCGGUAGCCCCGCAACAGGUCGAGCAACAUGUCGGGGUGAGCAAUUCGUAUCCAACCAAGGGCAGUCCAAAUGUUCGAAGUCUGACAGGGAGUGCGAGCGCCAGCGCGGGGAGUGGGGAUAGUGGUGCCAGCGCCAAUCUCGACCCCGAAACUUCUGCUCAUAGCAGCCAGAGUAGUCUAGGGCCUCGUCCACCGGCGUUAACUCGUUAA
Molecule: messenger RNA, 2262 nt
Organism: Paracoccidioides lutzii Pb01
Exons: 5
Coding region: 1-2262 (753 amino acids)
Cellular component (GO): cytoplasm
Molecular function (GO): oxidoreductase activity
Source: RefSeq, a predicted model, not a curated record